Rana temporaria (common frog) is the source of this 6874-nucleotide messenger RNA. RefSeq names its product myosin heavy chain 9 (gene MYH9). NCBI's taxonomy places the organism in Eukaryota, Metazoa, Chordata, Amphibia, Anura, Ranidae. Gene Ontology annotation, molecular function: ATP binding; cytoskeletal motor activity; actin filament binding. The coding region runs from base 158 to 6043 and encodes 1961 amino acids. Gene Ontology annotation, cellular component: myosin complex. The transcript is spliced from 41 exons. The record is from RefSeq and is a predicted model, not a curated record.
CUCCCUGCUUGAAACCUACAUCGCUGAGGAAUAGUAGUUGGUCCCCCGACUUCUUCUGAGGAGGCAGCGAUAUCGUUCAAGUCUUCGGAUCUCUCUGCGGCUCUUCUUCCCGGCUGAGCCUAGGCGCCUUGUCUCAGGUCCACUGUCCUGAAAAACCAUGGCGCAAAAAGAUGUAGACAAGUACCUCUACGUGGAUCGUAAUCAAAUUAACAAUCCCUUGGCACAGGCAGAUUGGGCAGCAAAAAAACAAGUAUGGGUACCCUCAGAAAAGCAGGGAUUUGAAGCAGCCAGUGUGAAGGAGGAGGCUGGAGAUGAGGUGAUUGUUGAACUAGCGGAGAAUGGCAAAAAGGUAAAGGUGAAUAAAGAUGACAUCCAGAAGAUGAACCCUCCAAAGUUCUCUAAAGUUGAAGACAUGGCAGAGUUGACAUGCUUAAAUGAAGCAUCCGUCUUGCACAAUCUCAAGGAGAGAUAUUAUUCUGGACUAAUUUAUACUUAUUCCGGUUUAUUUUGCGUGGUAAUAAACCCAUACAAGAACUUGCCGAUUUACUCUGAAGAAAUUGUGGACAUGUACAAGGGCAAAAAGAGGCAUGAAAUGCCACCUCACAUUUAUGCAAUCACAGAUACUGCUUAUCGGAGCAUGAUGCAAGACAGAGAAGAUCAGGCCAUCCUUUGCACUGGAGAAUCUGGUGCUGGCAAGACAGAAAAUACUAAAAAAGUUAUCCAGUAUCUGGCUUAUGUUGCAACCUCACACAAAGCCAAAAAAGAUCAGGGUGAACUGGAGCGACAGUUGUUGCAAGCUAAUCCAAUUCUUGAAGCCUUUGGAAAUGCCAAGACUGUCAAAAAUGACAACUCCUCUAGAUUUGGUAAAUUCAUUCGCAUUAACUUUGAUGUCAACGGCUACAUUGUGGGAGCAAAUAUUGAAACCUACUUGCUGGAAAAAUCACGUGCAAUUCGCCAGGCCAAAGAAGAACGAGCAUUCCAUAUAUUUUACUACCUGAUGUCUGGUGCUGGAGAACACUUGAAAAAUGAUCUCCUUUUAGAGGCAUACAAUAAAUAUCGUUUCCUUUCUAAUGGCCAUGUUACAAUUCCUGGUCAGCAAGACAAAGAACUUUUUCAAGAAACUUUAGAAGCAAUGAAGAUCAUGGGAAUUCCUGAUGAGGAGCAAAUUGGAUUGUUGCGAGUGAUUGCUGGAGUCCUGCAGCUGGGAAACAUUGCAUUUAAGAAGGAGCGCAACACAGAUCAGGCUUCCAUGCCUGAUAACACAGCUGCCCAGAAAGUGUGCCACCUUUUGGGCAUUAAUGUGAAUGACUUUACACGAGCGAUCCUCAUGCCCCGCAUUAAGGUUGGACGAGACUAUGUACAGAAAGCCCAGACCAAAGAACAGGCGGACUUUGCAAUAGAGGCUCUUGCUAAAGCAACUUAUGAGCGUAUGUUCCGUUGGCUUGUCAUGCGUAUCAACAAAGCUUUAGACAAAACGAAGAGGCAAGGUGCUUCAUUUAUUGGCAUUCUGGAUAUUGCAGGCUUUGAAAUAUUUGAGCUGAACUCCUUUGAACAGCUUUGCAUCAAUUAUACCAAUGAGAAACUGCAGCAGCUCUUCAAUCACACUAUGUUUAUACUUGAACAAGAGGAAUACCAGCGGGAAGGUAUUGAGUGGAACUUCAUUGACUUUGGCCUGGAUCUUCAGCCCUGUAUUGACUUGAUAGAGAAACCAGCUGGUCCCCCAGGCGUUCUGGCUCUCUUAGAUGAGGAAUGUUGGUUUCCUAAGGCUACUGAUAAGAGUUUUGUGGAGAAAGUGGUACAGGAGCAAGGUUCUCACCCAAAGUUUCAAAAGCCCAAGCAGCUUAAAGAAAAGGCUGACUUUUGCAUCAUGCACUAUGCUGGGAAGGUGGAUUACAAAGCAGAUGAGUGGCUGAUGAAGAAUAUGGACCCGCUGAAUGAUAAUGUUGCAACGCUUCUUAAUCAGUCAUCUGAUAGAUUUGUUUCCGACCUAUGGAAAGAUGUGGAUCGCAUCGUUGGUUUGGAUCAAGUUGCUGGCAUGAGUGAUAGUGCUUUGCCUGGUGCAUUCAAGACUAGAAAAGGAAUGUUCCGCACUGUGGGUCAGUUGUAUAAGGAGCAGCUUUCUAAACUUAUGGCCACACUGAGGAACACAAACCCAAACUUUGUGCGCUGCAUAAUUCCCAAUCAUGAAAAGAAGGCUGGGAAACUGGAUGCCCACUUGGUGCUAGAUCAGUUGCGCUGCAAUGGUGUGCUGGAAGGAAUUCGUAUCUGCAGGCAGGGCUUCCCUAAUAGAGUAGUCUUCCAGGAAUUUAGACAAAGGUAUGAGAUUCUCACCCCAAAUUCUAUUCCUAAAGGUUUUAUGGAUGGAAAGCAGGCAUGCGUUAUAAUGAUAAAAGCCCUUGAGUUGGAUUCCAACCUUUACCGCAUUGGUCAAAGCAAAGUGUUUUUCAGAGCUGGUGUCCUAGCUCACCUUGAAGAAGAGAGGGACCUGAAGAUUACAGAUGUGAUUAUUGCCUUCCAGGCCUGGUGCAGAGGCUACUUAGCCAGAAAGGCAUUUGCGAAACGUCAACAGCAACUUACUGCCAUGAAAGUGAUUCAAAGGAAUUGUGCAGCCUACCUUAAACUCAGGAAUUGGCAGUGGUGGAGGCUUUUCACAAAGGUUAAGCCUCUCUUACAAGCUAAUAGAUUUGAUGAAGAGCUGCUUUCAAAAGAAGUAGAACUUCAGAAAGUAAAAGACCUUCAAACUGCCUCUGAACAGAAAGUUUCAGAAAUGGAACACUUGCAGAUACAGCUUCAACAAGAAAAAAUGCAACUGCAAGAACAGCUACAAGCAGAGAUUGAACUCUGUGCAGAAGCAGAGGAAAUCCGAGUUCGUUUAGCAGCUAAAAAACAAGAAUUGGAAGAAAUCUUGCAUGAUUUGGAGUCUCGGGUAGAGGAAGAGGAGGAAAGAUGUCAACAUUUGCAGACAGAGAAGAAGAAAAUGCAGCAAAAUAUUGGGGAGCUAGAGGAACAGCUAGAGGAGGAGGAAGCAGCCAGGCAAAAGCUGCAAUUGGAAAAGGUCACAGUUGAGGCAAAACUUAAGAAGAUGGAGGAAGAAGUACUAAUUCUGGAAGAUCAGGCAAACAAAUUGAGCAAGGAGAAGAAACUUUUUGAGGACCGUAUUGCUGAAUUUACCACUAAUCUAGCAGAGGAGGAAGAGAAGUCCAAGAGCCUUGCUAAACUCAAAAACAAACAUGAAACUAUGAUCUCUGACUUGGAAGAGCGCCUUCGCAGAGAAGAGAAGCAACGUCAGGAGCUAGAGAAGACACGUCGCAAGUUAGAGGGAGACAGUACCGAUUUACAUGAUCAAAUUGCAGAGCUGCAAGCACAAAUUGCUGAAUUAAAGUUACAACUAGCUAAAAAGGAGGAAGAGCUGCAGGCUGCUCUAGCAAGGGUGGAGGAAGAAGCUACUCAAAAAAACAUUGCGAUUAAGAAAAUUCGAGAGUUGGAAUCCCAGAUUGGUGAACUACAGGAAGAUCUUGAUGCUGAGAGAGCUGCACGCAAUAAGGCAGAGAAACAAAAGCGUGAUCUAGGAGAAGAACUUGAAGCAUUAAAGACUGAACUUGAGGAUACCUUGGACUCAACAGCAGCACAGCAAGAACUCCGAACAAAACGUGAGCAGGAAGUAUCACACCUAAAGAAAAAUUUGGAAGAGGAAGCUCGGCUUCAUGAAGUCCAAAUUCAGGAGUUCAGACAGAAGCAUGCACAAGCUGUUGAGGAGCUUUCUGAACAGUUGGAACAGACAAAACGGGUAAAAGGAAAUUUGGAAAAGGCAAAACAAGCACUUGAAAGUGAGCGUAAUGAACUAGCCAAUGAGGUUAAAGCUCUUAUGCAGGGCAAAGGCGACUCUGAACACAAGAGAAAAAAAGUGGAAGUGCAGCUUCAGGAACUGCAAGUCAAAGUAUCGGAAGGUGACAGAUUUCGUGCUGAGCUGUCAGAGAAGGCAAACAGACUGCAGGUUGAGUUGGACAAUGUCACAAGUCUCCUUUCUCAAUCGGACAGCAAAUCUAGCAAAUUUGCUAAAGAUUUCUCUACCUUGGAAUCACAGCUGCAAGACACUCAGGAACUCUUACAAGAAGAGACACGUCAAAAACUGAGCUUUAGCACAAAACUCAAACAAAUGGAAGAUGAGAAAAAUGGCUUCCUGGAACAGUUGGAAGAGGAGGAGGAAGCAAAGAAAAACCUAUCAAAGCAAGUCUCAACACUGCAAGCUCAGAUAGCAGAUAUGAAAAAGCGAAUGGAAGAAAGCGUUGGUUCCUUAGAAAAUGUUGAAGAGGUGAAAAAGAAACUGCAGAAAGACCUUGAAGCUACUAAUCAACGCUAUGAGGAAAAGGCAGCUGCUUAUGACAAGCUUGAGAAGACAAAGACAAGACUUCAGCAGGAGCUGGAUGAUCUUGGUGUUGAUCUCGAUCACCAGCGUCAGAUUGUAUCCAACCUGGAGAAGAAGCAAAAGAAGUUUGAUCAGAUGCUUGGUGAGGAGAAGACUGUUUCUGCAAAAUAUGCAGAAGAACGUGACCGUGCAGAAGCAGAGGCUCGUGAGAAAGAGACCAAAGCCCUAUCCUUGGCUCGUUCCUUGGAGGAAGCUCUGGAACUUAAGGCUGAAUUAGAAAGGGUCAACAAACAGCUGCGUACAGAGAUGGAAGAUUUGGUCAGCUCCAAGGAUGAUGUUGGGAAAAGUGUGCAUGAGCUAGAAAAGUCUAAACGAGCCUUGGAACAGCAAGUAGAAGAGAUGAAGACUCAGUUGGAAGAACUUGAAGAUGAAUUGCAGGCAACAGAGGAUGCUAAACUCCGCCUGGAAGUUAACUUGCAAGCCAUGAAGGCUCAGUUUGAUAGAGAUUUGCAAGGGCGUGAUGAACAGAGUGAGGACAAGAAGAAACAACUUGUCAGACAGGUGAAAGAAAUGGAAGCAGAACUUGAAGAUGAAAAGAAACAACGUUCAUUGGCAGUAGCAGCUCGAAAGAAGCUUGAGAUGGAUUUGAAAGACCUAGAAGGACAGAUUGACUCUGCAAACAAAAGCAGAGAAGAGGCAAUAAAGCAGCUUCGUAAAUUGCAGGCACAGAUGAAGGAUUACCAGAGAGAGUUGGAGGAUGCAAGAGCAUCCAGAGAUGACAUUUUGAGCCAGUCCAAAGAAAAUGAGAAGAAACUCAAGAGUUUUGAAGCAGAGAUGAUCCAUAUGCAGGAGGAUCUUGCUGCUGCUGAGCGUGCCAAACGCCAAGCCCAGCAGGAGAGAGAUGAACUGGCAGAGGAGAUUGCAAACAGCAGUGGCAAAGGUGCUCUAGCUGUAGAAGAAAAGAGACGUUUGGAAUCGCGCAUUGCACAGCUUGAAGAGGAACUAGAGGAGGAACAGGGCAACACAGAACUUGUCAAUGACAGACUGAGGAAAGCAACUCUACAGACUGACCAGUUGAAUGCUGAUCUGAAUGCAGAGCGCAGCAAUGCUCAGAAAAAUGAAAAUGCUCGCCAACAAAUGGAUCGCCAGAAUAAAGAGCUGAAAACUAAGCUUCAGGAGUUGGAGGGAUCUGUUAAAUCUAAGUUUAAAGCUUCAAUCACUGCAUUGGAAGCAAAGAUUGUACAACUUGAGGAACAGCUUGAUACAGAGACAAAGGAAAGGCAGAAUGCAAGCAAGCAAGUGCGCCGUACAGAGAAAAAACUAAAGGAUGUCUUGAUGCAGGUGGAGGAUGAAAGGCGCAAUGCAGAGCAAUACAAAGAUCAGGCUGAGAAGAACAACGUUCGAAUGAAACAGUUGAAACGCCAGGUGGAGGAGGCUGAAGAAGAAGCACAGCGUGCAAAUGCAAUGCGCCGCAAACUGCAGCGUGAACUUGAAGAUGCCACAGAAACAGCAGAUGCCAUGAAUCGGGAGGUGAACACUCUUAAGAGCAAGCUUCGACGUGGUGGUGGUGAUGUACAAUUUGUUACAAGACGUGUUGGAAGGAAAGGUGUUGAUGAAGCUUCUGAUGAUGAUCUGGAUGGAAAGGCAGAUUCUGGAGAUGCAAAAUCUACUGACUAAGAAUUUCACCAGCACAUUUCAUCUUGCCCUGGUGUAAUACAGGAGAAUUGCUCAGUCAUUUAGAAAUCGCCAUAUUAUUCAAAGCCUGUUAAAGGGGGAGUUUUUUCUCUCGUCAUUGUGGGAAAAAUUAAUGGGGCCUUAAUUAAAAACUGAAAGAAAAAAAAUGUCUUCCUAAGAUACCAAAGCCAUAGCUUUCAUCAGAUUUGUAAUUGUAUGUACAAUCAUGGCUUGUGGUUACAGCGUUUUCAGUUUUAGGCAAUGUCUGUGCACUUUCUAUUGUGACAGCCAGAAUGGAUUUGUAGACUUUAAGCACUGUAUCACUUUUUGAUCUUGACUGUUCUGAAUUUCAGUCUUUGAAUCUCUUGCUGCCUUUUACAGUUUUGCUUAAUGCCACUUUCUGACUGGAUGCAUUUAUUCUUGCUUUCUUUAAGAUUUGUAUCCAGAGAGCAGAACCCACUGUCUGUUUGGGAAGAGUUUAGUUAAGGACCAAAUGUAUUGAUCAUAAAUAUGGAUCACGUUUUUACAAGUAUUUUUUUAUACUUGUAUAUCUAGACGAUAUAAAUAUGUAACUGGAGAACUGUCUGUACUGCACCAUAUAUAUGAACUGUUAAUCUGCACACACCUAAAUGUAUUGGUCAAGUGGUUUUUGAAAUGCAUUUUUUUUUUUUUUUUUGGUAUCACUGCCUAUUUAGGGUGCUCAUUUCUAAUGGUUCAUCCUGUGUAUUAUAAGUGCCUUUUUACUGCUGCCUGGUCAUGUUCAGAAUCAAGAGCUCGUAAACCAGGAAAAUGUUGCUGUUGCUUUACAUAAUAAACUAUGAUCAGUGCUGCAAA